GCUUCACACAGGCGCAGUUCCACCAAACAUCAUCAAAGUUCCAUGCCAGGCAGCAAAAUAGCAGAACUAAUCAUCUAUCCAACAUUCGUGGUCUUUAAGAAGCAGCUGACAGUCCGAUUAAUUCCAAGAUUGUGUUCUCUUGCGACCCAUUCCCGCUUCUAGUACCGAUACUGCGUAUCAUGAUACCCAUCCAUCAGGUCCUGCGCAUUCUGUAUACCUAGAUACCUCAGGUGCCUGGGUAGUUAUUUACAUCAUCAGUGUAACUAACUGUCUUUUAUAUCCCAUCAGCUACAAGUGUAACAAGACACCUACAAGGUGAUGCGUUGAGGCAUCUCAGUCCCAUUGCUUUCUUUCUUUCUUCCUUCCUUCCUCCCUUCCUUCCUCCGUCCACUCCUCAUUCUCGUCCCGUUACUAUCCCUAGGUAGUCAAACGGUAUCUUUAACGCAAACCGGAAAACUGCUCUCAGAGCAAUUCCUUGACCGAGGAAAUCAAUCCUUCGGCCAUGUCUAUAGUUGAGGAGAAGAGGAAGCAGGCUGCUCGUUGGGCAAAACGAGAUGCCCUUGGGCCCACACCACGGAGUCGGUCCCGGACCGGCUCAGAUAACGCUCCAGGCCUCGUUGUAACCGGUGACAGCCAACACUAUAAUAAUGGCUUCCUUCCUGACGACCCCGGUCUAGUCGCCGACGAAGAUGUGCCUCCCGCCUACAGCGAAGUCCAUGACCGGCUGAAUAUCCACCAGGCCGGCUUCAAUGCUGGCGCUGCUGUCACAGAUGAUGGCCGAGUCAAUAUCAACAUAAAUCAGACCAGCAGACACCUUGCCGAUCUUAUAGCGCCUACUCUGCGCAAUCAACUGAGACAUGAAGCGGAAAUCUCUGGUACUAAGCCCCUACCACCCCCUUACAUCCCCCCGAGCCUCGGCGGCCAGCCUGGACAGACGCCUCCUCCUCGGUUAAAUGUCGUAAUACAGAUUGUCGGGUCGCGAGGCGAUGUUCAGCCCUUUGUCGCUCUCGGCCAGGUAUUAAAGAAUACUUACGGUCAUCGCGUUCGGGUUGCCACCCAUGCCACAUUUCAGCAGUUCAUCAUCGAGAAUGGCUUAGAAUUUUUUGCAAUUGGAGGCGACCCCGCUGAACUCAUGGCAUUCAUGGUUAAGAAUCCCGGCUUGAUGCCUGGAAUUGAUGCGCUGAAGAAUGGGGAGAUUACCAAACGAAGAAAGGGCAUCGCAGAGAUUGUCAUGGGAUGUUGGAGAUCCUGCAUCGAGACUGGCGACGGUCUUGGGCCUGCUCCACGUUUCAGUCGUAGAGACGAGGAUAUCCCUUCUGAUGUAAUCCCUGUUAUGGGCGAUUCAAGACACAGACCGUUUGUCGCGGAUGUCAUCAUCGCUAAUCCGCCAAGCUUUGCGCACAUUCAUAUCGCAGAGAAACUUGGGGUGCCUCUACAUUUGAUGUUCACCAUGCCCUGGUCUCCAACAAGGGCCUUCCCACAGCCGCUUGCUAAUAUUCAGUCAUCCAACACUGACCCAGUAACAACCAACUACUUGUCAUAUGCUAUGGUUGAGAUGAUGACAUGGCAAGGACUUGGAGACGUAAUCAAUCGCUUCCGGACUAAAAUUCUCGACCUCGAUCCUCUCCCGUUAAUCUGGGCACCAGGCGUCAUAACCCGCCUCCAAAUACCCUACACAUAUUGCUGGUCCCCGGCCCUUAUUCCUAAACCCAACGAUUGGGGUAAUCACAUAGACAUCGCCGGUUUUUACUUCUUGAAUUUAGCUUCAUCGUAUGUCCCAGACCCUGCGCUUGCAGAAUUUCUGGCGGCUGGACCGCCACCAAUCUAUAUCGGAUUUGGCUCUAUUGUCGUUGAUGAUCCCGAUGGGCUUACCAAGAUGAUCUUCGACGCUGUGGCCGCAACUGGUGUUCGCGCUCUCGUCUCAAAAGGCUGGGGCGGUCUUGGUGCCGACUCCAUGGGAGUACCUGAAGGUGUCUUCAUGCUUGGUAAUGUGCCGCACGACUGGCUAUUCAAGAAGGUUUCAGCUGUGUGCCACCAUGGAGGUGCUGGAACCACAGCCGCCGGGAUUCAGGCCGGCAAGCCUACUAUUGUCGUCCCUUUCUUCGGAGAUCAGCCAUUUUGGGGUGCUAUGGUGGCGAGGGCUGGCGCAGGCCCAGAUCCUAUACCCUACAAGAAACUGACUGCAGAAGGUCUUUCCGAGGCCAUAACUAUCGCACUCAAACCGGAGACGCAAGAGAAAGCGAAAAUUCUGGGGGAGAAAAUCCGUGAGGAAAAGGGUGCUGAUAUAGGGGCUCAAAGCUUUCACAAACACCUCGACGUGGAUACUCUAAGGUGUUCUGUUUCACCUAGUCGAGUGGCUGUCUGGCGGGUGAGGCGAAGUCAGAUACGUCUCAGUGCAUUCGCGGCUGCCACUCUCGUAAAUAGUGGCUAUAUUCAAUACUCGGACUUGAAACUCUUCCGCGCAAAGGAAUACGAAACAGACAACCACCCUACUGACCCUAUUUCGGCUUGUGCCUCGGCUUUAGUUGGCGACUUCACCACCAUUGCAAUGUCUGCAGCAGACAUUCCCCGAGAUCUUUUCAAGGCGGCGAAGAGCAUACCAAUAAGUAAAUCAACAGAGAAUACCGAUACUGAUGCUUCCCCAAAUCUCUCGAAAGAAGAAGCAGCGACACCAAGUACGUUGGACCAUAGAGACUCACUGUCCAGCAGCAUUCUUUCGAAUACACCUACGAUGCGCACGUCAAAUACGGGUGGUUCAAGCAAUACAGCAAUCACGGCUGCAACAUCGAUCCCACAAUCCGAUACUCGUGACCAAGGAAGUAGUAGCACGCGUGCGGCGAGAGCCGAGUCGAUGUCCAAUGAACGCAUGCAUGCGCAGCUGGAAAAGGUAUUGGAUACCAGUAUUAGCAUCAACAACAUCAUAUCUGCCGGUGUCAAGACUCCAAUGAACUUCUGCAUGGGACUCGCGAAAGGUUUCAGGAAUGCACCAAAGCUUUACAAUGACGACACUGUUCGGCCUGCAGAGAAAGUUACUGGCUUUAGUAGCGGUCUGAAAGUCGCAAGCAAGGAGUUUGGGCUCGGGAUGUAUGACGGUAUCACUGGAUUGGUGACUCAGCCUCUCAAAGGCGCUGAAAAGGAGGGUGGUGCAGGGCUCAUCAAGGGAUUUGGUAAAGGUAUUGGUGGCUUAGUCCUUAAAUCUGGCGCCGCCAUAUGGGGUAUACCUGCUUAUACUAUGGCUGGUGUGCAUGCGGAAAUCCGUACGUGGUUUGCCGAAAGUGCUCAGAAUUAUAUUAUUGCAUCUCGCAUAUCCCAAGGCAAUGAAGCCUUCAAAGACUCUUCGCCUGAGGAACGUGAUGAUACUGAAGUGCGCUGGCUCUGUUUGAGAGACGAAAUGAAGGGGUUCUAUGCCUUCAAACAAAAGAAGAAAGGCAAAUCAAGAGAUUCAUCACCUUCGGCCCCUUCGGCUGCUUCAGCCUCGGCUAGUACCGAGGACUUAGGCGAGAAGCCCAGGACACGAUGGCUCCAAGGUAGAAGUGGUUCUAGCAUAGAAGAGAGGCAGGUAUUACGGGAACGCAAAAACGCAUGGAAGAAAGCGCAAGCCGAAGGGCCGUUCGUCGAAGAAGAUUUGCGAAGCAUGUCUGGCCGUGAUAGUCCACCUGAACUAGGCGACGAAUUCGAAGCCGCUAUUCAAGCUGCGGUUCAGGAAACUUCGAAAGGAGAUGCAGCCGAAGAUGCUCAAGUUGAGAAAGCCAUUAGGUCCAGCGUACAGAUCAUGAAGAGGCGGUCAAUGAGGAAGAGCCCCUCUACCGAUGCCAGCAGACAACGUUCUGGAUUUAUUCCCGACAUAAAGCGUCCCGAUGGCGAGCAUACCUUCUUGCCCGAUGACCUUGAAAACAUCACAGAUGAAGAGUACCAGGCUCUGAUCGAAGAAGCAAUUAAGCUGAGCAUAGGGGAGAAUCAGCAACAAGCCAUCCGCAUGUAUGACGCCGAGGAAGACGAUGAGACCCCUGCCUACGACGAUGUGGAAUAUCAGAGAGCAAUCGCUGCCUCGCAAGCGGAACACGAGAUACGGAAGCAACACGAGCGCGAGGGCGCUGAAUUCGACGAAGAUGCAAUCCGCCAGGCCAUCGAAGCCUCCCAGGCCGAACAAAAGGUACCGCAACAAUUGUCAGCAGAUGACGAUGAAGAACUAAAGCGCGCACUCGAGGAAUCUGAAAAGGCGCAUCAGCAAGAAGUCGCGCGGAUGAACUCGUUGAAGUCGGAAGAAGACAUCGUCAUGGAAUACGUCAAGAAGCAGAGUCUCGCAGAGGCCGCGUUCCGUAAUGCACGGGGCGGCAAUGAGGACGAGGAGCUACGUCAGGCGCUGGAAGAGAGCAUGAAAACAGAGGGCGAGAUGCAGCGUGGUGGAGGUGGGGGUCCCUCGCGGUCAUGAAGAUGAAGAAACUGCAC
This is a messenger RNA of Xylaria bambusicola, 4449 nucleotides long. RefSeq lists its product as uncharacterized. The record is from RefSeq and is a predicted model, not a curated record. NCBI's taxonomy places the organism in Eukaryota, Fungi, Ascomycota, Sordariomycetes, Xylariales, Xylariaceae. Gene Ontology annotation, biological process: carbohydrate metabolic process. Bases 503 to 4432 code for a protein of 1309 amino acids. The transcript is spliced from 6 exons. Gene Ontology annotation, molecular function: hexosyltransferase activity; UDP-glycosyltransferase activity.